This is a messenger RNA of Leishmania braziliensis MHOM/BR/75/M2904, 603 nucleotides long. RefSeq lists its product as hypothetical. NCBI's taxonomy places the organism in Eukaryota, Euglenozoa, Kinetoplastea, Trypanosomatida, Trypanosomatidae. The transcript has a single exon. The record is from RefSeq and is a predicted model, not a curated record. The coding region runs from base 1 to 603 and encodes 200 amino acids.
AUGAACGAAUCUCUGCUGCGUCGAAGCGAGCAGAGCGAUGAUGCCACACGAGACCGUAUUCACUACGUGAGGGCGCAGCGGCGGCACCUUGAACGCGAGACACGAAUGCUGCGCAUGGCACUGGAGGAGUUGCACGAAGAAGCGGAGCAGAUGAAUAACGAAGAAGUGUUGGCGCGUCGCACAAUACAGGAGAAGCAUCGAGAGUUACUGCGGUGCCUACUUCAUUUUGCUUUAGCUGAGCAUGAUUCAACAAGAGACACAGCGGCGGCAGCCAGUGCACCCAUGCAACAAGACGCGACAGACACCAUUGUUUGUGAGCUACUGCGGCAGUACAAGCACGAGCAAGACGCCUACACGCAGGAGGUCAAGCAGCGCGUGGAAAGUACUAGAGGGAAAGCUGAACAGUCGUGUUUGAGCGUCAGUGACACUUCCGCCGCGCCACAGCUUCUGCAAAAUUGCAUCUGUGGCGUGGACUCCCCUGUAGAAGUAGCUGAGGUCAACUACCUUCGCAGCACCUUGGAGGCGCUCUGCGAGAGAAAGGCCGAGGUGGAAGAGGAGACGGAAGCAGCGCUCCUGAGCAUUGGCCGCACGCUGCUUUGCUGA